AUGUAGAAGAAGAGAUUAUCAUCUGUUGAUAAAAAUUUUAUGUCCUCACUAAGGAAAUAUGAGGAGCAUCCUUAGUUUAAGCAUACAAAUACUUAAAAAAAAGAAACAUAAUAAUAAGAACAAUAAUUAUUAAUUUAAGACAUUCAAGCAAAUAUUACAGAUUUAGAAGAUGGAAAUUAUAUGAAAUGUUUUACAAGUAUAAAUCUUAUGUUUAAUGAUCCAAAAUAUUUACUUCGUAAACACAUCACAUUUUAAUUAUUUGUACCUGAAGAAAAAGAUUUGAUUGGGUUUACAAUUUUGAAUAGAAAAGAGAUUUGGAUUUUACUAUUACUUUAUUUUGAUAUAGUGAAUUAGAAUAAGAAUUAAUACGCAAGAUAUCUUUGGUAAAGCAUAGUUAAGAAAAUGACUGAAUAUUUAAAUUAUGAACUAAGAGAGGAAGUUAUUAAUAAAGUCAAAUUUUAUAGAGAAAAGUCUUAAUUAUCGAAUAAUUCAAAUAAAAAAACUAUUAACUAUUCUAAUCAAUAUUUUUUUAUUGAGGAACAUAAUGAUUAAAACUUUGAAGAAAAAGAAUCAAAUAAUAAUUAAAAAGAAAUUUGUUUUGAUAAAUCUUAUAUAGCUACAUUAUCAGAUAAUUCAUUAAAUGAAAGAAGUUAACUUUUAGAAUAGAAUAUAAUAUUUAUGUAAGAUCAAGUAGAUUCUGCAACUAAUGAAGAUGUAUCAAAUUAAGGUCGAAAUAAUAGUUCAAUUGAUUUAAAUAGUGAUUUUGUAGAAAUAACUUAUCAUAAUUCUGGUCUUAAUGAUUUUCAAAUUCCAGAUAUAUCAUUUCAAUAGUAAUCAUAAACUGAAGAUAUGAUAAAGAAUUCUAUGGAUUAAGUAAGUAAUCAGGUAGAAGUUUCUUUGAUAGCAUAAAUGGAAUAAUUGGGUUUUUAAGACAAUUAAUAAUAUGAUUAUAAUUAAUAAUGUGAUUAAUUAAAUAAUGCAGUUAUUGUAGAUAAUGAUGAUGAAAUUCAAGAAAGUUGUUAAAAUUUAGGUAUAGAUUAAAUUAGUUAAGCUUCAAUUGAAAAUAUUAAAAUUCAAGAAUAAUCAAAUGAUUAGUAAAAUUUUAUAGAAGAAAAUAAGAUGACAGAUUUUCUUAAAGAUAUUAAAAUCAAUUAAAUAGAUAAACCAAUAAGUAUUUUAGAUUUUGAAAAAAUAAAUUUUGAAUCAAAUACAAAUUCUGAUUAAUUACUUCAUAAAUCCUAACAAAUGGGAGAAACUCCUCAUUUUUCUAUUAACUAAUAAUAAAGUUUGAAUUAAUGGACAAAUGAAAUUUAAAAGAAUUAAAUUUAAUAAGAAGAAUAAAAAGAGAUUAAAAAAAUGUAAUUUAAAAAUUAUGAGCAAUAGUUAGCCCAUGAAUAAGCUAAAUAAAUUUUAUAAGAUGAUUUAGAACAAUUAACAAUAGAUUCAGAUGAUAAUGACUAAAUUGAAACUAAAUAAUAAGAUAAUGAAAAUAAAAAAAAUUUAUCUAAAAUUGUUAAAAGUGAUAUCAUAAAUAUUGAAAUUAAAUAAUCUUCAAAUAAUAUUAAUUCAAAGUAAAAAACAAUAGAAGAUUAUUUUAAACCAAAGAGUGAAAAUGAUUCUAAAAAUAUUAAUUCUUUUUUGGAUGAAGAGGAUUUUAAAUCCAAAGAAAUUGAAUAUUCUAAUCAUAAUGAAAAAAGAAAAAAGAGUAAAAUAAGUAAAUUAAUGUAAAAAUCAAAUGCAAAUUCUCAAUAAGAUAUUGCAUUUGAAUAUGAUUUAACUUCUUAGUAGCCUCCUAAGUAGAAUUGUUUUGAUUAAUCUCAAGAUAUUGAUUCAAUGUAAUUAUCAAAUAAUAAAAGAAGACGUUCUUCUCACUUUGAUGUUAGAUAUGAUUAAAAUUUUAUGGAUAAAUAUGGAUCAGGUUACAGAUAUGAAAUUCAAAAGGCACCUAAUAGAUUAAAAGAAAAAUAUUAAGUUGAAGAGAUGCUUGUUCCAAAAAGAUCAAGUAAAAGACUAUAAUAUCCAGAAAAGAGUGAUUUAGAAAUUUCAAAAAUGAUUAUUGCUAAUAAUGGAAUCUUAAAUUAUUUUACUCCUGCAGAUACCUAGUCUUAAAAAAUAUCUGAAGAAAUUAUUAAUUAACCUAAUCAUAUAACAUAUUUUACUAUAAAUAAGAAUGAUAAAAAUUAAAUAAUUCUUUUAACAAACAAUUAAGAACAUUUUAUAAAUGAUAUAGUUGAAAUAGAGAUUUGUAUAGCAAACAUAAAUGAUAAUGAAAGUCAUCAUAUAGUUAAGGUAUUAUAAAUCUUUUAAUUAGAUUCUAAGUGGAUAAUUAAAUGGCCAAGUAGCAAUAGCCUAAAUAAAGAAACAAAAUUCAGAAUAAAUUAUUUUUGAAGAUUUCAACUAUUAUAAUAACUAUCUCCAUUAUCAUCUUUAACAAUAAUAAGCUAUCUAUUUACCACUAGGAAGCUAUUUAAUUAAUUAAAAUUGA
Messenger RNA from Paramecium sonneborni, 2485 nucleotides. Lineage: Eukaryota; Ciliophora; Oligohymenophorea; Peniculida; Parameciidae. The record is from the annotation of a GenBank genome assembly.